ACACAACGCAAAUACAAAAAAAAUUAGUGAGGACCAAAAUAUUUUUUAUAUUUUUUCUUUCGAGCCAGAGGCCCGAGUUUAAUUCAUGGAGAGUUUUUGUUAGUGAAGCACGCGGAGUUGCUGUCGCGACAUAAUAAAAAAAACAGAAGCAAUAUAUAGAAAAAGAAGAAAAAAUACGAAGAGAACAAGAAAAAAGAAGAAGGAAGAAGAAUAUUUUCACAAAUUCUUUGUGAAUUUUCCUUAUGUUUUGAGGAAAAAAAUAUACAAGCAUUGAAAACGAAAAAGAAUUGAAUUCGGAUGAUAUAAAAAUAGCGAAACAAUAUUUAUUAUGUUUUGGUGUAAACAAAAAUAUUUUUAAAAUACGGAAAUUAAAAGAUGCUGUAAAAUUUAAUCAAUCUUCAGAGAAAAAAGUGAAAGAGAUUUUAAUUAAAAGCAAUGUGCCUUGCAAAAUGAUAUAAACGUAAUAACAAUAAUAAUAAAAAUUGAUUUCAAGGUAUAGUCGCACUUGUAAUAUCAAUUAGUUAAAAAUUAGGGAAAAAAGAAUUGAAACAAAAGAUAAAAAAGUAGCAGACAAGGAGACACUUGAAAUUUUAAGCCUUCUUUAGGCUGAAUCACGUCAUUGAUGGCAGAAGUUGCAACCAGUGGCAAUUUGCAGCGAUACCGAUCAAUGAAUGAACGUGAACCUUUGAGGGACGUUAUUCAUGAUUAUAAGCAAUAUAUCGACUUAAGAAAUAGUAUUGUGACUGAUUAUGACAUCAAAUACAAUUUGAAUAAUAAUAAUAACAAUCACAUCAGUGAUAAUCGUAAUAUAAGUGCAAGCGCGAACAACAAUUCAUCUGGACUCUUGGAUCCCAUACAUCAAUCGUAUAGUUCACCAUCUACGCCUUCAACUCCAUUGUCUAUUACCGACGCACAAAUGAACGACGCUAAGAUUUUUGGUGGAAAAUCUGAACAUCAAUUACAACAUCAGCAACACAUGCGUGAAACUAAGCCAUAUAAAUGUACUCAGUGUACAAAAUCAUUUGCAAAUUCGAGUUAUUUGUCUCAACAUACUCGAAUUCAUUUAGGAAUCAAACCUUAUCGGUGCGAGAUAUGUCAGCGAAAAUUUACACAGUUGUCACAUUUGCAACAACACAUUAGGACACAUACUGGCGAUAAACCAUACAAAUGUCGCAAUCCUGGAUGUGUCAAAGCAUUUUCACAGCUGUCAAAUCUACAAUCACACUCACGCUGCCAUGCUACUGACAAGCCAUAUAAAUGUAAUGCUUGUUAUAAGUGCUUCACCGAUGAAACGACUCUUCUUGAACACAUUCCGAAGCACAAAGAGUCGAAACAUCUCAAGACACAUAUAUGUCAAUACUGCGGAAAAUCAUAUACACAAGAAACUUAUCUCGCUAAGCACUUGCAAAAACAUAUCGAACGAGCCGAGAAAAGAUCAUCUUCAGGGCUUAAUGGCUUAGCUAUAACAUCUCGUAAUGUAAUGCCCAACACUACACCAUUAGAACAUCCGUAUUGGCCAAAAGUCAGUCCCGACUCGGCAACCGAAAAUAUGCAGCAACAAAGCCAAUAUGAUUUCGUUCUAAGCCAACAACAAAAUCAUAAUUCAAACACAAGUGAUCACAUCCAAGGUCAUCAUCGAACAGCACUGGAACAUCAUCGAAUCAAUGGAAAUAAUAACGCAAACGGAUCUGAAGACGCUGUUGAAGAUUUAGUUGUUAUUAGACAAAAUCCGUCACAUCACCAUAUUACAACAGUCAGUCAAGCUUCGCAGCCAAAUAAUCAGCAAAUCGGCUCGGUGCCAGUCUCUUCAGUUGGUACACUUGUUGUUACCACAUCAUCUGCUUAUGACUCAGCCUCGAAACCAACUAGCAAUUCAGCAUUCACGCCAAUUAAUGUAAUGCCAACUCAUUUGAAUACAUUGCAGCAUCAUCAAUUAGCGCAACGCCCGUUAUAUUAUGAUGCAAUAGCGUUCCAAAAUAAAAAUAUUCCCCAAAACAAUUCAAAUGGAUUUCCAAAUCAAUUGAUUUCACUACAUCAGAUUAGAAAUUACGCUCAUCAACCUGCAAGCGGAUUAAUUUCUGGAGAACAUUUGAUUGGGAUUGGUGUGAGUGUUGGCAAAGAUAAAGGACAAUAGUUUAUUUAUUAUUAAUUAAAUACUUAGAUCCAAGUGUCAAAUGAUUUAUUGAAUUAAUGAUCUCGUCACAGUUUGAUGUUUAAUAUUCACUGUGUUGGAUUCUUCACUUUGCUUAAUCAUAAUUUUUUUUAUGUCUUUUCAAAGAGAUUAUCAUAAAUAACAAAACGAAUUUUAUUAAGUAGAAAUCAUUUAUCAGAAUGAAAAUGUUUCGCAUGCCAAA
Molecule: messenger RNA, 2354 nt
Organism: Clunio marinus
Lineage: Eukaryota; Metazoa; Arthropoda; Insecta; Diptera; Chironomidae
Source: the annotation of a GenBank genome assembly